AAUUCUUUCUCAGAAGAGCAACCACUGCCGACCGUGACCUUCGAGUCGGCGUCAUACGUGCUUCGGGUGGAGAUCGGGCAGGCAGGCCUGGUGGGCAGGGUCCUCGCGACCUCCGACAACGGAGAGCCGGUCUCCUACUCGCUGCAAGUGGACAAUGAGCAUCUCCGGAGUCGUGUCUCAGUGAGCAGCGACGGCGAGCUGUGGCUUUCAGCGCCUGCGGCUAGUGGAGUCUACAGCUUCCAAGUGAUUGCGACCACAGAAUUCACGCAGGCGGUUGGACACGCUACGGUUCAUUUAUCAGUGGAAUCGGUAACAGUGUGCGGGGAUGAUAUCGUGGUAGCGCCUCUAAUAGUCAUCGAUCGAGAUGAAGAAGUAGAACAUAGAAACCUGGUCGUCAUGAAUUCCACCGAACAUGAGGGCUGCCACUACACACUUACCAACAGAUGGCCUGUGGACCAGGAUUGGCUAUAUGUUGAUGAAAGCGGUCUUCAUACCCAUGCCAUUGACAGAGAACACCCAUCAAUUGCUUUCAUGGCUCUUUCCCAAAUCCAAGUCGAACUAAAUCUAGUUUGUGGCGGUGAUGUUACAAGAACCAAAAGGUCCUUAGACGAACGCCUAGAUUGGCUCGGACCGUACGACUACGGAACCAACACAUGGGUUUUGACUGACACGAUCCUAUACAAUUCCCGAAGGAGCAUAGUGAACCUUAUUGUGAACGAUAUAAACGACAACACUCCGAUAUUUGAUGGGAAGGAGAAUGAACCUAUUGUUGUGGGGUAUCCUGUUUUGGACCUGGAAGAAACAAUAUUACCCCGAUCCCUAGCAGAACUACAGGCAACAGACGCAGACGUGGGAGAAAAUGCCCGGUUACGAUACUGGAGUGAGGACCCUGAAAUAGUAGUGUCACCCACAACUGGAUUCGUGCAUGUUAGGAGUGGCGCGCAGUUGGAAGAAAACAUGAUGCUGAUGGUGAACGCCACAGACCGCAAUGGAGAGGGACUUACAGGAUCUAUAUCUCUCAAGGUGAAAUUACUAGAAACUGAACACAUCGCCGUAAUCACUGCGCGAGAUGCUUUCUUGGAAGACGAGAGAAUCAUAUUGGGCAAUCUAAGCAACGCUAUAGGGUACGAAGUGAGAGCUCUCCGAUCGGUGGUGACGUCAAUAUCUGAGGAACAACAGGCGACGAGAAAGAAGAGGGAUACCACCGCAACUUCAGGGGUCGCUUUAGUGAUAUACGUAUAUGGACUUCUACAGAGUGAACCUGUUUCUGUGGAGACACUUUCAAAUGACAUAAAUAGCGCUACAAUAGUAACGGUAGACAUAGCAAGUAUACUAUCACUAGAAGAUCAUCUAGAAGGCAACGAGAUAUGCGUCAUCACGGGACGUGAUACAGGCUUGUUAGCAGCAACAAUAGUCCUCAGUGUUCUACUAUUCUUGCUAAUUGUGGCGGCUGUGGUAUUUUACUUCCUCGUAUGGAGAAAGAAACAAAACUACGACCAAUUUAGCGACGCUAGUAGUAUCGUGUCGCAAGGUGAGUCACCCGGCCAGCCUUCCAAGCCCGACGUCGUUGCUAAGCCGCGGUUGAAUAUCGAAGAACUCAAAAGAAGUGAAAGGAGACUCCAAGACAUGUUAAACGCUCCCAUUGAAGAAGUCACUGUUGAGCCGAUACCGACUUCUUCAAAAAUGGAUACAUCUAAUCCUACAGCUAAACCAUUACAAGAACCUUUAGCGCCAAUAGUCGUCAUACAAGAUAAACUUAAAGAUGCUGCGGAGGAGUCCGAUGAAGAUGAAUUCGGUGAAAUAAAGAGACCCAGAAGAAAGUCAGUUGUUACUUUCAAUGAAAAUGUAGAGAAGAUCAUACACGUGGAUGAUUCCGAUGAACCCGAUAUAAUAGCAAACCCUAACUAUGAAGUGUAUAAAUUGUAAAUAUGUUUAUUUAUUAAAAGAUUGUAAUGUAAAUAAAAUAAUAACUUCUAAUAGUAAAUUCUGAUAUUCCAAAA
Ostrinia furnacalis (Asian corn borer) is the source of this 2000-nucleotide messenger RNA. RefSeq lists its product as uncharacterized. Gene Ontology annotation, cellular component: plasma membrane; catenin complex. The transcript is spliced from 7 exons. The annotation marks the transcript as partial. Lineage: Eukaryota; Metazoa; Arthropoda; Insecta; Lepidoptera; Crambidae. Gene Ontology annotation, molecular function: beta-catenin binding; calcium ion binding; cadherin binding. Gene Ontology annotation, biological process: cell migration; multicellular organism development. The record is from RefSeq and is a predicted model, not a curated record.